CCUGAAGAAGGCACCUAGCAAAGACUGGACAGGGAAGGGAGUCCGCCCCGAACAAGGGCUGUGCUGGUUCCCGAGACCUUCUGCCGCUGCACAGGAGGAUGGAGGCUCACAACGGGACGGCCCCGCUCAACUUCACCCUCCCACCCAACUUCGGCAAGCGCCCCACCGACAAGGCCCUGAGUGUCAUUCUCGUGUUCUUGCUGCUCAUUAUCAUGCUCUCGCUGGGCUGCACCAUGGAAUUCAGCAAGAUCAAGGCUCACUUCUGGAAGCCCAAGGGACUGGCCAUCGCCCUGAUGGCCCAGUACGGUAUCAUGCCUCUCACUGCCUUUACUCUGGGCAAGGUCUUCCAGCUAAACAACAUCGAGGCCCUGGCCAUCCUUGUCUGCGGCUGCUCCCCUGGCGGGACCCUGUCCAACAUCUUCAGUCUGGCCAUGAAGGGGGACAUGAACCUCAGCAUCGUGAUGACCACCUGCUCCACCUUCUUUGCUCUGGGAAUGAUGCCCCUCCUCCUGUUUGUCUACUCCAGGGGGAUCUAUGAUGGGGAUCUGAAGGACAAGGUACCCUACAAAGGCAUCGUGAUAUCACUAAUCUUGGUUCUCAUUCCUUGCACCAUUGGGAUCUUCCUCAAUGCCAAACGGCCACAAUAUGUACGUUAUGUCACCAAGGGAGGGAUGAUCAUCAUGCUCUUGUUAAGUGUGGCCGUCAUAGCACUCUCUGUCAUCAACGUGGGCAAGAGUAUCAUGUUUGUCAUGACACCACACUUGCUGGCCACCUCCUCCCUGAUGCCUUUCGUCGGCUUCCUGCUGGGCUACGUCCUCUCUACCCUCUUGCGCCUCAAUGGACGGUGCAGCCGCACUGUCAGUAUGGAAACUGGAUGUCAAAAUGUUCAACUUUGUUCCACCAUUCUCAAUGUGACUUUUCGCCCUGAAGAUAUUGGACCACUUUUCUUCUUCCCUCUCCUCUACAUGAUUUUCCAGCUUGGAGAAGGGUUUCUUCUUAUCCUCCUCUUUCGGUGCUAUGAGAAAAUGAAGUCUUCCAAGGAUAAAACAAAAAUGACCUACACAGCUGCUGCAACUGAAGAAGCCAUUCCAGCAACUCUAGGAAAUGGCACCCACAAAGGGGAGGAGUGCUCCCCUUGCACAGCCCAGCCUUCCCCGAGUGGCCUGGAUUCUGGUCAGAAGGCAAUUUAG
This is a messenger RNA of Enhydra lutris kenyoni (northern sea otter), 1190 nucleotides long. RefSeq names its product solute carrier family 10 member 1 (gene SLC10A1). Gene Ontology annotation, biological process: bile acid and bile salt transport. Bases 99 to 1190 code for a protein of 363 amino acids. Lineage: Eukaryota; Metazoa; Chordata; Mammalia; Carnivora; Mustelidae. The transcript has 5 exons. Gene Ontology annotation, cellular component: membrane. Gene Ontology annotation, molecular function: bile acid:sodium symporter activity. The record is from RefSeq and is a predicted model, not a curated record.